Molecule: messenger RNA, 945 nt
Organism: Chaetomium fimeti
Lineage: Eukaryota; Fungi; Ascomycota; Sordariomycetes; Sordariales; Chaetomiaceae
Exons: 3
Coding region: 1-945 (314 amino acids)
Source: RefSeq, a predicted model, not a curated record
AUGUCCUCCUCCUCCCAACCCGCCAUCCUCGUCCUGGGCGGGACAGGCACCGUCGGCAGCCGCAUAGUCAGCCAGCUCGCGGCCUCCUCCCACCCGCACCGCAUCCUCGUGGCCUCGCGGAACGGCAGCAAGAACAACGACUCAGCCAACCCCAGAGUCCAGCACGUCCCCUUCGACUGGCACGACACCGACACCUGGGACAACCUGUUCCCCACCACCACCACGGCAAACACGGCAAACCCAACGACCAACACCAACAUCACGGCCGUGUACCUAAUUGCCCCGCCGACGCUGGGCGCGGAGCAGGUCAUGAUCGACUUUGUCGAGCUGGCGCGCGGCCGCGGCGUGCGCCGGUUCGUGCUGCAGAGCGGGUCGCCCAUCGAGGCGGGCGGGCCGGCCAUGGGCCAGGUGCACGCCCAUCUGCGUGACCUGGGCCAGCGCGGGGAGGCCGAGUGGGCUUGUUUGCGGCCGACGUGGUUUCAGCAAAACUUUGCCGACCAGUCGAAUCAUGUCCAGAGUAUCAAGGAGGAGAGCAAGGUGUACUCGGCGACGGGGGAUGCCAAGCUCCCGUGGGUGUCGGCCGACGACAUCGCUGCCGUUGCGGUGCGGACGUUGACGGACAAGGUGGCGCCAAAUGGGGAGUACCUGGUUCUGGGCUCCGAGUUGCUUUCUUAUGGAGAGAUCGCAAACAUCCUGAGCGAAGUGUUAGGGAGAAAGAUUGUGCAUGUCGAUCUCUCGUCCGCAGAGCUCGAGCAGCGUUAUCAAUCCUUUGGCAUGCCCGAAGACUAUGCGAAGAUGAUGGGCGCCCUAGACACCUCCGUCAAGUUUGGUUCUGAGAACCGAACGAACGAUGUAAUUUUGGCUGUCACGGGGUCGGCGCCUAGGAAAUUUAAGGAUUUUGCCUUGUCCGUCAAGGAAGUUUGGGGGUCUGGCGGCAGGGUGUAA